ACUACAUUAUUUCGUGCUUAAUCCCUAACCCUAACUCUUAUACGAACGAACAUGGGGGAUGAGAGCAAAAGCAGUACCAUCUCUCUAUGGUGGAGACAAGAAGCAUGUUAUCCUUGGCAUCACCGUCGUAAGCGUCACCUUCGGUAUGCCAUGGUUUUUCAGGAACGGAGAAACAAAGCUUCAGUCUAUCUUCAAGAGAAAAUCCCACCGGUGGACACGGCCACAGGGGAGUAUGGGUUCAUUGUCCUUGCUCAAGACACGAUGGAUUCGAAUUCGAUCCGUUAAUGUAUAAAUCCGAUCGGAUUUCAGAUCGAACUAUAGGAUGUUGCAGAUUUCUAAUAGAAUCGAAAUCGGAGGAAGGUAAAUCCGAUCCGAGUCCGAUCCGAUUACAGCCUAUCACUUUUUCGGAGGCUAUCAUUGGAAAUCUGUCUUCCGCGUAACGACGGUUUUGAUUUUAUUUUUGGUGGGCUUUCCAAAAAAGUUGAUUUUUGGUGGGAGAUUCAAAACUACAAAGUGAGAAAGAGAGAGACAACACUCAAAAUGAUUCAUCACAUUUCUCAUUUCCUGGUUUUUUUAGUACUGGUAUCUCUUUCACCACACUGCCAGUCAUGGGGUUGGUUCUCUUCUUCCACAACAACAACCCAUCAGAAUAAUUACCCUUCAAAGAUAGUGUCAGCCUCUGAAUUCUCCAUGGAGAUUCUAAAUGAUAGAAAGGGAAUUAAGUUGAUUGAAAAUGCAAGAAGCAAGUUGGUCAGUACUAAUUCAUGUUGGCAAAAUGCUUAUCGGAAUCUCUUUGCUGGGUGCUCAGAAAUUAUUGCAGAUAAAGAAAAGCAAUCUAGACUUGCUUGGCAUCUCAGUGAUUGCUUCCAAAAGGAUUCUGGAAGAUUACCUUUCCCGUCCUGUGGUACUGGUACUCCCAUGGUGAAAUGCCUCAAGAAUUUGGAUGAGUUCACGCAUAAAAUUUACCUUGAAUUCUUCCUUGAAACCAAUUCUAUCUGCCAUCAGUUACAGGCUGAUGCAUUCAAGCAAGAAACUGAGAGACUGGUUAAUGAUUUAAAGAGGUCUGCUGAAGUAGCAGAAGGCAAAUUAGAAAUUAUAGAAGAUAUAUCAGAGCAACUAUUACAGAAUUCAAACCAAAUCCAUGAUUCAUUAACUUCAAUUGAUACAAAAACCCAACAAGUAGUGCAGAAGUCAAAGGAUGUUGAAGGUCAGAUUGAUGCUGUACUUAAUCAUUCAAUAGCAAUUUUUGAGCAAUCGAAAGGAAUUGCAGCUUCCCAAUCAGAACUACAAGAAGGACAGGAAAAAAUGAAGGAUAUAUUGGAGGGAGGGAUGGCAAUGCUUCAUGAAUCUUACCAGAGUUUGGGUCAAGAAGUAGAGAAGCUGAGAAGUGAGACUGUAGAGAUAGAGAGGGAGAUAAAUAAAGUCGGGGAUUCAAUGUCCUUGAAGAUGAAGAAUCUUCAAGACAAAGCUGAUGAUAUCGGGGAUAUUGCAGGUUUAUCAUUGGAUAAGCAAAAGCAACUUCUUGAUGGACAGUUUGUAGCUCUUGAAGGCCUAGAUUUCCUUACCAAAUUUCAAUCUCAAGCACUAGAAGAAAGCAGGGCAACACUACAGAAGCUAGCUGAAUUUGGUCAAAAGCAACAAGAAGAACUUCUCCAACGUCAAGAACAACUCCAACAGGCCCAUGAUCAUCUGGUUGAAAAUUCAAGAUCAAUAUUGGAAGCUCAGGAAGCUUUUGAAUUGAAGCAAGCAAGCAUGUUUAUGGCUUUAGAGAAGCUCUUCAUGCUGCACAAUGCUAUCUUACUUGAAUCACGGUCAAUUAAGACUUUCUUCUUUUACUCCUUUGCUAUCUUUAUCUUUUACAUGCUCACUAGUGCAAAGCAAACUUAUUGUGUGAGGCCAAGGAUUUAUCUAGGACUGUGUGUCACAUUCUUGGUUGAACUUGUAGUAGUCAGACUUGGGGCUGAUGACCUUGAUCAGCAAACUUGGAUUGCAUCUAAAAUAUUAAUGGCUAGAUCAUUGUUCCUAAUGGUUGCUUCAUUUCAGAUACUGUACUCCAUUUUCACUUACAGGGACUAUGAAGUGUUAAAUCAUCAGUUGCUUUUGAAACUCAUGGAAAAGAUUAACAACAUUGAAAGAAACAAAUUAUUUUCCUUGGAGGACACAGAGAGUGAUGUGAACUUAUCUUCAUGGGUUGAUACAGAAUUACCAGAAGAUGUUGAUAAUUGUGAAGACCCUGAUUAUAUAUUUCCAGAAGAAGUUGGAGAGAAUUCGGUUAUGACCACUUCAAUUACAAGAAAGAAUUUGCAAUUUUGGAACUUCAAGGAUUCAUAUUUUGUAAAUUGGCUAUUGGAUUGUGUCAGUUGGGAGUGCUUUAAAUGGGGUAAGCCUGGGCAUUUCCCAAGGGAGUGUCCAUCUGGUGAUGGGGUGAGAAGCAGAAGCUGCAGAGCCUGUGGAUAUGCUGCUAGGAUAAGCAGAAGAGUUGUAACUUGUGUUCUAACAGAUGCUGAGUACAAUGUUUUGGUCAGAUGGGGUCCUAUGCUUUCUGACGUGUAACUUGAGUUCGGUCUUAUACUGUGGUCCGGACCCCUUUUGUCCAUGGUUAAUUGCAAUUCUGGAUUCUCCAGUCUGGUUUUUAGGGAGAAUUGAUGGUGAUAACAGCACAUGUUGUAUGAUAUCUGAUUCCACUGAAUAAUUAUUUGAGGCUGGUCACUAUGGGGAGUCUGCUUCUCAUCUGGGAAUGGAGGUGGCCUUAGAAUAACCAUAGAGAGGAAUCCUUGGGAGGAAUCGGCAUAAUGUUUAUUCUUGUAUCCGAUUUGUUUCAUCGUCAUUGAAAAAAUUUUAAUCAUUUUAACC
Nelumbo nucifera (sacred lotus) is the source of this 2853-nucleotide messenger RNA. Lineage: Eukaryota; Viridiplantae; Streptophyta; Magnoliopsida; Proteales; Nelumbonaceae. The record is from RefSeq and is a predicted model, not a curated record.